This is a messenger RNA of Labrus bergylta (ballan wrasse), 1035 nucleotides long. RefSeq names its product mitochondrial ribosomal protein S15 (gene mrps15). The record is from RefSeq and is a predicted model, not a curated record. Gene Ontology annotation, cellular component: mitochondrial small ribosomal subunit; ribosome. Lineage: Eukaryota; Metazoa; Chordata; Actinopteri; Labriformes; Labridae. Gene Ontology annotation, molecular function: structural constituent of ribosome; RNA binding. Gene Ontology annotation, biological process: mitochondrial translation.
GUCACUCAAUUAGUGUGGUCUAGUCAAAAUGGCGGACCUCAUGUAGGGGUCGAGUGUGAUUACCUUAGCUAAUUCUACCACUAUUAACCACUGUUAAUUUCCUCAGUAGUAAACUAUCUUUACAGCCAUGUUGGCAAACAUAGCUCUGCGAAGUGCUUUAAGGUCGAGCGGCGCUCUGUGCUCCGCUCGUUCACUGAAACCCUGGACAUGCAGCUCGGCGCUGCUGUCAGGACCCAGAGUCAGCUGUGUUGUAGGAAGCUUUGCUGCUCAACCUCCAGCGAGACAUUACGCUCGGGCUCCCAAGAAAAAGAAGACAGUCUCUGUGAGCCAGCUCAGUGAUCUUCCUCCUACAAUGCUGAAGAUGGACUACACAGCUGUACCCCUCGCUCAAACGACCGAUGAUCUCGUCAAAAGACUACUUUCAUUGGAGUUAGCGAGUCACAGUGAAAAGCUCAAAAUAAAAAAGGAACAGCUGAUUGCAAAAGUCCAGAGGGAUGAGAAUGACCGUAGCUCAGUGGAAGUUAAGGUGGCUGUUUUGACCGCAAGAAUCCGUAACUAUCAGGAGCACUUGCUGAAACAUCACAAUGACAAAGCUAACAAAAGGCGGAUGUUAAUGGCCAUUGACCAAAGGAAGAAGAUGUUGAAAAACCUUCGAUUGGUACACUAUGAUUCCUUUGAGAAAGUGUGCCAGCAGCUGGGCAUCACAUACACGUUCCCUCCCGAUUACUACAGACGGGCCACUCGCCGCUGGAUAGCCAAGAAGGCCUUCUGCAUUAAGGUCUUCAAAGAAGUACAGAAGCAGAAAGCAGAGCUGAAGAUGAAGCCAAGUGCAGCAUCAACAGACGCAACGACAACAAACACAAGAGCUGCUGAGUCCCAAUAAAAGACAUUACACUGUAUAUUACAAUAACUGAUCCUCACUUUUACAAACUCAUUUGACCUCGUUCAUGUGUUCCCAUCUUUAAAAUAUUGUUUUGCUUUCACUUUCUGGUCCAUGUCAGAAUUAAGUGGAAAUAAAAUGUCACAGAAAGUUGA